Haliaeetus leucocephalus (bald eagle) is the source of this 1383-nucleotide messenger RNA. RefSeq names its product nucleoside-triphosphatase, cancer-related (gene NTPCR). The coding region runs from base 26 to 598 and encodes 190 amino acids. Gene Ontology annotation, molecular function: ATP hydrolysis activity. The transcript has 5 exons. NCBI's taxonomy places the organism in Eukaryota, Metazoa, Chordata, Aves, Accipitriformes, Accipitridae. The record is from RefSeq and is a predicted model, not a curated record.
GCGCGGGCUGCCGCUCCCCUCCGCCAUGUCCAAGCACGUUUUUCUCACAGGACCCCCAGGGGUUGGAAAGACUACUUUGAUCCAGAAAGUCACUCAAGCUCUAAAAUCUUCAGGCAUCUCCAUUGAUGGAUUUUACACAGAGGAAGUUAGAGAAGGUGGCAGGAGAACAGGAUUUGAUGUUGUCACUUUGUCUGGAAAACGAGGACCUUUAUCUAGAGUCAGUUCUGAUUCUUCUACCUCAAGACGUGAAUAUCGGGUCGGACAGUAUGUUGUAGACCUUGUUUCAUUCGAGCAGUUGGUUCUACCUAUGCUGAGAAAUGUAAACCAUGGCAGUGAUGCAGAGAAAAAAAUCUGUGUCAUAGAUGAGAUCGGUAAAAUGGAACUCUUCAGCCAGCCUUUUAUUCAAGCUGUUCGUCAAACACUGACUGGCUCGGGGACCGUGGUGCUUGGAACUAUUCCAAUACCUAAGGGGAAGCCACUGGAUCUUGUUGAAGAAAUAAGAAGUAGGAAAGAUGUUAAAGUGUUCAAUGUUAGUAAGGAAAACAGAAACAGCAUUUUGCAAGACAUCUUGGCAGCUGUAGAAUCCUGCAGAAAAUGAAGACCUUCUUGCCUGUAAACACUAAAGCUUUUAUUUUAACAAAACAUUACAACAUUUUGUGUGUUUUAGAGUCUGUCCUUCCUGCCGUUGGAGGCUUUACUGGAGCCUUCAGGGUAAGCAAGGUAAAGCUGGUAAUACUCUAAAAUGUGGCAAUGAGAUAGCAGUUUCUUGUUUAUUCAGUUCACAAGCUGAUCCACUCAAAAUAAUUGAACAGAUGUGUAGUUAACAUCCAGUUCUAAUCUGGGUAUUUGGAAGUUAGGUGGUCUGACUCUGAUCCUAGUUACACCAUGUAAAAAAAAUUAACUGUCAAAUCUGUUUGAGAUCUUCAUCUUUCAGAGUGUAGUGUGGACUGUUCUGCCUAGAGAGCAAUUUAGUAUCUGGAACUGGUGUAAGAGAACAGAACCCUGCCCAAAAUAUAUGUGUGCUCUGCCUGAUUUAUGUAGAAAUAUCUUUGCUGUUGGUGACCCAGCUUAGGUGUGUCCAAGUGUGUUUCAGCAUGGGUGCUGAUAAUUCAUGAGGUAGAAGGAGCAAGCAGAUGCUCUCCCCUUAAGCCCAGACACCGCUCUCUCCAGUUGCAGUAUAAGAAGGGUUAACUAGAAUUUCAAGGAUAUUUCCUGUAGUCCCAAGUGACUUUUACAGAAUGCCACUUCAGGAGGAAAAAUAACCAAGUCUACCCUCUCCUAAGUGGCCCAGACAGUAGUUGAUAAGAGGGCUGCAUUUUGGGUUUAUUUUAAUGUUUCUGAUGGCAAUCCUGCCUCGCAGCCCCUUGAAGAUUUAUAUAUAUA